Bacidia gigantensis is the source of this 1122-nucleotide messenger RNA. RefSeq lists its product as uncharacterized. Bases 1 to 1122 code for a protein of 373 amino acids. The record is from RefSeq and is a predicted model, not a curated record. The transcript is spliced from 2 exons. NCBI's taxonomy places the organism in Eukaryota, Fungi, Ascomycota, Lecanoromycetes, Lecanorales, Ramalinaceae. Gene Ontology annotation, biological process: lipid metabolic process.
AUGCAGAUUAGAAUAUGCUUCGUACUUCAUAUCGCGGCUGCCGUGGGCAGCGUUCUUCCUCAACGCCACCUCAAAUCUCCGACUGCAAGCGUUGGACACAGAGAAGUUUCCACUGAAUUAUUCAAUGAGCUUGAAGAGUUUUCUCGCAUUAUUGACAUAUCCUACUGCGUCGGAUCUACUAGUGCUGGAAUACAAAAGCCAUUCGAAUGCGCCAGUCGUUGUUCGGAUUUCGAGCACUUCGAGCUUGUCACACUACUAUCUGAUAGUUGCGGCUACGUUGCGCUGUCGCAUGCACCAACCUCCCGUCGGAUCCUUCUAGCCUUUCGAGGCACUUACUCAGUAGCCAACACCGUCGCGGAUCUAUCGACCAUCCCUCAAGAAUAUGCGCCAUAUCCCGGCGAUGACGAGGAAGAUAUUCGUUCAGGUCUGGUCAACCUCUUGCCACGGGAUGUCAGCCCCGAAAAAGCCGAGUGCGCGAACUGCACAGUUCAUAUGGGCUUUAUGAGAUCCUGGCAAAAUACCAAGCCCGAGGUUGUGCCCGUAGUUGAAGAGCUUUUGAGACGCUAUCCAGAGUAUCGCUUGACCCUUGUUGGGCACUCGCUCGGCGGAGCCGUCGCAACGCUCGCUUCUUUGGACUUUCACGGACGAGGGUGGAACCCGAAGCUAGUGACUUUUGGAGAGCCUCGUGUUGGCAAUGAGGGCCUAGCAGAGUAUAUUGACAAAGCCUUCGCAGCUGGCGAUGAUCGUAUGGAUAUGAUUAGAGUCACCCAUGUCGAUGACCCUGUUCCUCUCUUACCACUGACCGAGGGGGCUUUCGACCUCAUGCUGGGGAGGUAUAUAUUUCAAAGUCAGAGCUACCUCCCAAAGUUCAGGAUCUCCAGAUCUGUGAAGGCGCAGCGGAUCCAGAUUGUCUUUCUGGUGCCGAGGUUAGCGCGGAGAAUAUUGGAAUGUUGUCCAUGGAGCAGCCGGCGGACGUUGAGGGACUCAAAGAUUGGUGGAAAUCUGCGAAAGGUUCUUUAUCAAUUCCGGCACGAUGGAGAAUUUGGCAGCUUUUCUUCGCCCACCGGGACUAUUUCUGGCGGCUCGGGCUAUGCGUUCCUUGGGUUGGAUCAAAAGUUCUAG